Molecule: messenger RNA, 1504 nt
Organism: Owenia fusiformis
Lineage: Eukaryota; Metazoa; Annelida; Polychaeta; Sabellida; Oweniidae
Source: the annotation of a GenBank genome assembly
CCUUUUGUCCAAUCGGGAACUUGAAUGAUCAAGGAUACCUGAUCCAAUGUAACAAUAUAAAGCCCACCUAAUCAAUAAUUCACAAGUAAUACAUGAAUUAUUGAGUACAUAGACGACUAUUGAUGUAGCUUAUCACAUUGUGUCUUGUAUUGCAGAUUGAAAGGAGAAAACACUAAAAAUGGACACUUUGUUUUUGAGCAUAGUAGCAACCUUCCUCCUACAAUCAGCCUUAGGGGCUGUCCAGACAAUAGGUGUUGACCCAGUUACCCUUGAAGGAACUGAUUUAUUAUUAGAUGGUUCCAACAAAGUCUUUCUGAGAUCUGCACAGACAUUUUCACAAGAUUCCAUAGUCACAGAAAUAGAAGCAGCCAUUGGGUCGGAUGAUAUCUUAACUAAUGAUCCAGAUACCCGAGUCAUACAUUUCCAAAUAUGGAGGCCUGUUUCUGGGAAACAAUACACCUUGUUGGAAGAGAGGGUUGUUAUUGUAGAAGAAUUGUCAAGAACUGUCAAGAUUCCAGUUACAACUGAUGAGUGUUUUAUUGCAAAGGCAGGAGAUGUUAUAGCAUUCAUGAACAAUGCAAGCAAGGCGGGGCCUAUAGCCAAAACAUUUGGAAAACCAUCAGAUCUGCUUUACUUCACAUAUACGUCCGAGAACAAGCCUGUUGUAGGCUCAGAUGUAACCUUUAUUUCUGCAUUAUACCCAUACACCUUCCAGUUCAAUGUAAAAGCCAAUACAGAUAUCCCAACUUCAUGUCUUGCAUUGACUGAAUCUUCAGAAACUACUCCUGAGACAACUCCUGAGUCUAGCACUGAAUCAUCCAACACUACUGUAAUCUCCAGCACUCCCACUCCAAGGACUGGAGGAAACACAUCGAACACUGCAGCUUCAACAUCAAUAAAUGCAGCCAUAGCUUUACUGACUAUAUCAAUCAUUGCUCUGUCUAAAUUAUAAUUAACAUCUUAAAGUAUUUUCAGUAAUGAGAAUGGUAGCCUUUCCAAUAGUUUGAUCCUAGCCCUAAUUACUAAUUACCAGGCUCUGACAUUCAGGGUAUCAGAAUGGACUUUAAUAAAUGAAGAUGCCAUUUUUAUUCCUUUCUGAUUGUGCCAUUGUGAGAAUAACCUUAUUGGCCAUAAAACAGAAACUGAGGCUCUUGAAUUUCAUUUGGAACUACGGUGUCCUACAUUUUAUAGUGAAACACAGGGUGUCCCAUGAGCUGAAGAUCUGUGCAAUACAAAUAGGAAUCAUAGAUGGUUAACAUUUAAAUCCUCCCCAAAUUUAAUAAAUUAUGUUUGAAGAAAGUCAUUGUAAAUAAUGUACAUUAUAAGUGUAAGUAAAUACAAAUGUCAUGUAGUUUAGUGGUUCAUGUCAUGAAGUUUACUUGUAUAUGUCAGAUAGUUUAGUGAUUCAUGUCAUGAAGUUUACUUGUACAUGUCAGGUAGUGUAGUUGUACAUGUCAGGUAGUGUAGUUGUACAUGACAGGUAGUGUAGUUGUACAUGUCAGGU